AUGGAAGAUUCACAAGUACCGUCUCCCUCACGUAACCUAGAUCACGCCGUAAACCACACAAGAAACAUCCCUCUCGAUCUCGUUUUAGAUAUCCUCUCGAGACUUCCAGCGAAGCCCAUCCUCCGAUUCCAAGCAGUGUCGAAGCUAUGGUUCUCCAUCAUCCGCAGCAAAUAUUUCGUCGAUACCUUCCUAACUAGGUCAAAAACUCGUCCUCGUCUCCUUUUAACGUUCAAGCACUCCGGUUCUCGUAAGCGUUUCAUCUUCUCGGCUCCUGAACCGGAAGAUGGCAAAAUAUACUCCACAGUCAUGGCCAGACACGACAUGACGAUCUCGGAUCUCGUCUACGACAUCGAAUCUCGCCCUUUAAACGGUCUGGUUUGUUGCGCACGUGGUUCAUCGAUCGCUGUUUGUAACCCCACCACUAGACAAAUCGUAAAAUUACCAGAUGAGCAUUUCGUUUUCACGCUGGGAUCUCAACAAAAGAAGUGGAAAAAGAUUGAGUCAGAGGCAGUCACUAAAGAUCCUUACCGCUGCAUGAAAGGUGAGGUUUGUAUCGAUGGUUUUAUAUACUACGGAGUUGGUUAUUCAAGGAUAGCUAGAUUUGAUGUUACGUCUGAGAAGAUUGAGUUUAUUCAAGUACCUAAAGAUUAUAACGCAGUCUCAUGUUAUUCAAGACUUAUAACUUGCCAAGGAAAAUUAGCAUGUUUUAGCUAUGACUUCUACGGGACAUCUGAGAUGUAUAUGUGGAUUCUGCAAGAUGCUGAGAAACAAGAAUGGUCGAGCAUUGUGAUUUGUGAUGUGUAUAGUGAGUUGAGAGAAUUUUUUACUGAUGAGAGACUUUUGUGCACUGGAGAAAUUCAUACCAACGAGGCUAUACUGGUUUCAAGAUCUUUAAACUCAUCUGAGCUCUUUUCUGUUUACUAUUGCGAUAUGAUUAGUAAGCGUGUUAGAAGAGCUGAGGUUGAUGGAAUCACGGAUGAUGAGUUUAGAGGUGUGCAUGGAAUUUGUACGCAUGGUCGUGAGGUGUUAUGUUCCCCCGGUCACGUUGAGAAUAUUAUGUUCUUCUAACAUUAUCACUCUUGGUAGUUUCAUUAUAGCUUCACCUUUUCGUGGCUUACCUUUUAAUUCUCAUUCGCUGGCUUUAAUUCUAUUUUCAAAAAGAACAAAUAUAUUUUGUUGCUUCGUUUA
Messenger RNA from Raphanus sativus (radish), 1188 nucleotides. RefSeq names its product F-box protein At1g30790-like. Bases 1 to 1068 code for a protein of 355 amino acids. Gene Ontology annotation, molecular function: protein binding. The record is from RefSeq and is a predicted model, not a curated record. Lineage: Eukaryota; Viridiplantae; Streptophyta; Magnoliopsida; Brassicales; Brassicaceae. The transcript is spliced from 3 exons.